AUGGCGGAUCAACACGAAGGAAGCGACAAGAGCAUGCUCGAAAAGAUCAAAGACCAGUUCAAGAGCAGUUCGAAAGACAAGGACGAUGACGAUUCCCCAAAGAACACAAAAAGCAGCUCGGAGGGCAAAUGCGAAUCGGUUGAAUUCUAUGCCAAGCCGACUGGAUACGGAAGCCAUCCCACGUAUGCUGCAGCGACAAAGGGCGGGCUGAAGGACCAAGAGCCCGUGCUUAUGACAGACGAAGGACAGGCGAAGCAUCCGUCGGCGCAAUUCCAGUCUGUGAAGGGGAACCCCGGAGGCAUUCCAGCUACGGGAUUUGGCGAGACCUCUCAAGGUGGAGACUUUUAUGAGCGCAACCUGGGCGAAACGGAAGCGCACAAAUCCCGUGUCCCUGCGAAACAACGCAUUUACGGAUACGGAAACAAUGCUUAA
This is a messenger RNA of Aphanomyces astaci, 432 nucleotides long. RefSeq lists its product as hypothetical. The record is from RefSeq and is a predicted model, not a curated record. The transcript is spliced from 3 exons. The coding region runs from base 1 to 432 and encodes 143 amino acids. NCBI's taxonomy places the organism in Eukaryota, Oomycota, Saprolegniomycetes, Saprolegniales, Verrucalvaceae.